Messenger RNA from Ceutorhynchus assimilis (cabbage seed weevil), 3284 nucleotides. NCBI's taxonomy places the organism in Eukaryota, Metazoa, Arthropoda, Insecta, Coleoptera, Curculionidae. The record is from the annotation of a GenBank genome assembly.
AUGGAAUCAAACUCCAUUGGCGUUACUUUUGGCGGGAAUUUCGCACAUUGUUUUUCCAAGAAAAUAUCUAUUUUUAAACAAAUUUAAAGCAAAAAAUCGUUUUUUAUAGGUAUUAAUUCUAUUUCAAAUUUUAGUAGAGAAUUUAUUUAUAUUCGAAGCCUCUUUUGUGUGGAUUUUGGAUAUUUUUUUUUAAGAUAAAAUAUGGAAUAGGGUACCUUAGCUACUCUUUUCGUAUGGAUUGAAUGCCAGUGUUGUAGUGGGUGGUGUGGUGAAUAGUCAGUUUCUGAGUUUCUUGAGACACCACACACUUGUUGCGAUUUGUGACUUUUUUUGAUUGAUUUUACAUAACAGAGACACACGUGUUUUUAAAAUUGAGUGAACUAAUUUUGUAAAGAUAAUCAGUCAAGAAAUAAAUAGUAGUUUUGAAGUUAAAAAUAUGUUGGCAAAAUCAUCCAAGAAGGCCAAAGCCAAAGGCUCAGGUGCCGUAGACAAUUGGUUAGAAAAAUUAGAUUUGUACAGGAAAAAUGUUGCUUAUGAUGAAACCUGCCUGUUUCGUGCUGCUAGUGAACAGAUUUACGACUGCCAAAUUUACCAUGAAAAAGUACGUAAAGAGUCGAUCGAGUAUGGCAGACUACAUUUUGAUCAAUUCAAAUUCUUAGUAGAUAUAGAUGAUCAAGAGGCUUGGGAAACUCAUUUAAAUAAGCUUGAAAAUCAUAUGGUCGUAUGUGGAAAUAUUGAGAUCCAUUUGAUAAGCAAGACGUAUGGGCGUGACGUCCUAGUAUUCCAUGCAAAUCAGCAAAUAAUCUAUGAUGUCACUAAACAAUCGUCACCCACUGUGCCCAUAAUGCUUUGCCUGAUGGACGAUGAUCAUUAUGAUGUUGUCUAUCGCAAGGAGCAGAUUAAAACUGCGGGAUUUUGUCAAUCGCUCGUUUAUAAACUGCUAUAUGGAAAUGUAUUCAAAAUCCCUAACGUAGAAGACAUAGUUGAUCAGAUGCUUAAUUCAAAUAACGUAACUGUUAUCAGUGAACAGGAAUUAGAAAAACAAAAAGAAAAAGGGAAUGAUGUGAAAGUUGAAGAGAUUAACGAUGUUGUGGUUGCACCAUUUCCUUUCAAAAUAGCCAAAGCUUUGGAUCCUAAUAUUUAUAGAAACAUUGAGUAUGAUUCUUGGGGUCAAGCUAGAAGAGAAAUAAGGCUUGGCGCAUGGUAUCAUGGAGAUGACAAGCUAAUACUUGGUACAAAGUGCAUGUUCAAAGAUUCAGAGUCCGAUAAGUCGUUCGAGUGUUACAUACAGGACCUUUCCCUAGAUGAAGGCAUGUGCCUUGUGUUUUUGACUGAAUUGGGUGAGAGGCGGAAAGUGAAAUAUUCAGAUUUGGCACCAGAGACCAACGCUCAACCUUGGCCUUUGCCUGUCAGAUUUGUCAAAAAUAACCAAGGACAUACCUAUCAACUGGCUUUCUUGGAUAAACAUAAAGAUUCACGAAGAAGGAACACCGAUAGAAAACAUAGCAGAAGCAUCAACGAUUUGUCUGAUGUGGAAAAAUUCGAUGAUAAUAUUAACGCCUUUAUUGGUACACCAUUGCAAAUGAAAAAUAAAAAGAAAAACAAGAAUCAGCAUCCUCAAACAGAAGCAUGUGAAACAAUUUCACCUGCUCUUCCUGAAUCCCAAGGACCAUUGACAUCUGAUAUCAAUAACUAUCCACAAAGGUACCAAUGGGAACCAGUGCAUUGGCCCACUCCUGUACAAUACAUCUCAGCUGAGCCUAACUAUUAUCCUCAGUCACCAGAGCCAUUUAUCUGGCCACAAGCACCAGCUACUCCAUUUUUUGACUACAAACCAAUGUUAGCAUCAGCUCCAGCUACUCCAAAUGUUGUGCCAUAUCACGACAAUUCCUACCCUUACCUCUACAACUACCAAUUAGAAGAAUAUCCGCUUUAUUUUCCAUUAACCCCUACCACUCCGUCAACCAGUCAACAGUUUACAUAUAACCAAACCGAAUGGCCUGAGGAAAAUUAUAACAAUAACCUUAGCAAUGGGAUGUAUUGUCCAUGUCCAUUGCCAUGUAGUCUUCAAAACAGUCCAGGAACUAAUGUGAUGUUCACGCCACAAACUCCGCAACCUUUGGACAUGUAUUCGCCACUUUUGAAUUAUCCAUCAGUUCCAGAUUCCCCAACUAUUUACACUGCCCCGCCGCCUCCCCAACCGGACCUGGUAUCUAACGCCCACAUUUACACUCCUAUUAUACCUACAUCGCCAAUGAUUGACCAGCAUCUGCCACCAACUCAAGGGUUCAUUUAUCCAUCGCCUUCUACUCCAAACGGACCUGGCGUAGACUGGGAAUGGUACCAACAUCCACGACCGAAUUCUUCUUAUAACUCGCAAGGAUUUAUUUUUCCCCAGCCAGAUGAAAAUAAUAAUGAUUAUGAAGACUAUCAGGAGAACUAGUAAUAAGGUUUAUUUUGAUUUAUUUUUUUUAAGAAUUAAGCUUUUUGUUUUUUCUGUUAUGUUCUUAGUAGUUAUAAUGUUUAAUAUUUUCUCAGGUUAGCAUAUUUAUAUUAUUUUUGGUUAAUUUGAGUUGCUUUUUAAAGAAUUGAGUUUUUAUUUAUUUUUUUUGCCCUUAAAUAAAUAUAAGAAGACAACUUAUAGUAUUAAGUACACUGCAGUUUAAUGUUUACUUAUAAGGAUAAUGUAACUGUAAAACAGUAUUGCUUUAUUAUUCUAUUAUUUUUUGCCUUUGUAUCUUUUUUGAAUUAAAUAAUUUAUAAGACUUAUAACUUACAGUAUUACCUACACUGCAGUUUAAUGUUUGGUAUAAUAAGAUUAUCAUUCAAGAAUUUUUUGAACUGGAAACAGUAUUUAUUUUUCAUUAUUUAGGAUAAGGCUUUAUUUUCGUAUUAUUUUGUAACUUGUAAGACUACACAUUUUUCAUGCCUAAAAGGACAUGAAUGAGUAUUAUAUUUAAUCCCGAAGUGCCAAAAACUCAACAUGUGAUUUAGGCUAUAUUAUGUAUUUUGUUCUUGUUAUUACCAAAGUCAUAGGCGCCGACUCUUUGGGGGCACGUGCUUCCAUAGUGAACAUGAAACUAGCAACUAUUAUUAGUUUUUCUCUCAUCUUUUUGGUGCUUUUGCUAUUUCUGCCUCCUAGAGUGAUUUUAAAGAUUCGGUGCCUAUGGCCAUAUUUUUUUAGGAAUUUUGUUUUGUUUUGUACCCUUGUUAUAUGGGAAAUGAAGGUUUAGUUUAUAUACUUGUUUAAAAUUUCAUGGGAAAUGAAAUUAAAAUAUUAAAAG